This is a messenger RNA of Beta vulgaris subsp. vulgaris (sugar beet), 1537 nucleotides long. RefSeq names its product WAT1-related protein At2g37460. The record is from RefSeq and is a predicted model, not a curated record. Gene Ontology annotation, molecular function: transmembrane transporter activity. The coding region runs from base 192 to 1325 and encodes 377 amino acids. Lineage: Eukaryota; Viridiplantae; Streptophyta; Magnoliopsida; Caryophyllales; Amaranthaceae. The transcript is spliced from 7 exons. Gene Ontology annotation, cellular component: plasma membrane.
UGUAUGCUACUACUAAAAAGCAAACAAUUUCGAGGUUCGAGGUAACAGAUUGCUUAACGUAGGAUAUAAAAACAACGUGAACCCAAUAUUAGCACCUCAACUAUAAACAAAAACCUGAGGAUUAUUGUGUUGUUGUACUGUGUACACUUUGAUUUGUUAGUUUUUGGCAAAGAAGCCACGAUAAAAAUAGUAUGGAGAGUUCUCGCAGAUUAUACAAUCAAUCUAAGCCUUUUUUAGCAGUCAUAUUUCUUCAAGUUGGGCUUGCAGGAAUGGAUAUUCUCUCAAAGGUUGCACUCAACCAUGGAAUGAGCAACUAUGUACUCGUUGUCUAUCGCCAUGCAGUUGCCACUAUUGUCAUCACUCCUUUUGCUCUUUUUUUUGACAAGAAGGUGAGGCCAAAGAUGACCUUAUCAAUUUUUAUCAAGUUAUUACUACUCAGUUUGCUUGAGCCUGUUAUUGACCAGAACUUGUAUUAUAUGGGAAUGAAGUACACAUCAGCAACUUUUGCUGCCACGAUGGUGAAUGUUCUUCCAGCAAUAACAUUUGUAAUGGCUUGGAUACUAAGGCUUGAAAGAGUGAAGUGUAGAAGCAUACGUAGUCAAGCAAAGAUAGUAGGAACAGUGGCAACAGUUGGUGGGGCAAUGAUGAUGACAUUAAUAAAAGGCCCAGCACUUACUUCUUGGUCUAAAAAUACCGCAACUGAUCAUAAUGGGGUUAAACCACUUGAUAUUAGUGUACACGAUGCAAUUAAAGGUUCCAUUAUGAUCAUUAUUGGUUGCUUUAGUUGGGCUGCUUUUGUCAUUCUUCAGGCUAUUACUUUGAAGACAUAUCCUGUUGAGUUAUCUCUAACUGCAUGGAUAUGCCUUUUGGGCACACUUGAGGGUACAGCACUUGCUCUUGUUAUGGAGAAAGGAAGAUCCUCUGUAUGGGCAAUUAAUUGGGAUGCUAAUUUAUUGGCUGCCGUUUAUAGUGGCAUAUUUUGUUCUGGAUUGCUGUAUUUUAUACAAGGAGUUGUGAUGAAAGAAAGAGGCCCAGUCUUCGUCACCGCCUUCAGUCCUUUGUGCAUGGUAAUUGUUGCUAUAUUGAGCACCUUCUUCAUGGCGGAAAAGAUGUAUCUUGGAAGGGUACUUGGAGCUGUCGUUAUUGUAGUCGGCUUGUAUAUGGUUAUAUGGGGCAAAGGCAAGGACUAUGACGCUCCUCCACUAGAUGAAGAAGAUAAAACAGGCGAGAAAGUGACAACACAAGUACAAUUUCAAGGUCCAGAGCAGGAUAAUCCGAACAAAAACUUUCACGUCUUGCAAAUUAAUCAAGAUAUUCAUGUAUAGCUUUCCACUAAUCAACAAAGAUAGAACUACAGCCAUGGCGCCAUUAGUUCUGAGCCUUGCUGCUGAAGAGGAAUUAAUUUCGAUCUUUGCUAAUGGCUCCUAAUUUAACUUGUUUGUUGAUACUUCAUAUUUGUAUGUGCUAGUUGAGUUUAUUUACAACUCAUUGGAAUAUCAAAUCUCACGUGGGAUAAAAAAUUGUACCCUUGCAUCUA